GAUUAUAAUCACUAUGGUCCUCUGUGUGACAAAUCUUGCUCCGGUAGACACUGUCAUGAAUCACAUGGUAAACCGUCAUGUGAUAAACAAACUGGACGAUGUGACAGAGGAUGUUCAGCAGGAUGGAUUGAACAAGACUGUACAACAAAAUGUCAAGACACGGUUGGACCGAGCUGUAUGUUUAAAUGUAGUGAUCGACACUGUAAGGGAUCCAACUCAGCAUGUGAUGUCCACGAUGGUGCUUGUAAAGGUGGCUGCCAGAUAGGCUGGAAAAACGCAAACUGUACUGAAAGGUGUGAUGGAAAAUAUGGCCCAGGAUGCAGUUCGUCAUGCAGUGCCAGACACUGUAAAGCUGAUGAUGCACAAUGCGAUCACGUGACUGGUUCAUGUGAUGGACCAUGUGAUGCUGGUUGGCAAGGAGAUACGUGCACGGAUAGUUGUGAUUCAAACCAUUAUGGUGUGAAUUGUAAAUCGCUGUGUGAAGAGAGACACUGCAACGGGGAACAACUCUGUCACCAUGAACUGGGAUACUGUAAUGGCGGAUGUCUCACAGGGUGGACUGGACUUACCUGUGUUGAAGCUGUCACUGGUCCCGAGGGCAACAGGUAUUAUAUCGCCACCAUUGCUCUUGCCGUGGUCGCAGCGAUUCUUCUUGUGCUGCUUAUUGCAAGUGUUUUGUGGCACUUUAGAAGUCGGAAUUCUCAACGCAACAACGUCGCACGUCAAUUUAUUUCAUCCACGUCAGAUGAUCGAACGGAAGCCGAGCCGAGUGGCCUUGACAGUGGGAGUAGCUAUGUUAAUGCAGGCCAAAGUAAUGAAUAUGAACAACUCGAUGUAUUAAACUCGCCACAGAAUGAUUAUAAUAAGAUAACAGGCGUUUAGAUACAUACAAAUGAUAUAAGUUUUUGUUUUAUCCUGUUUUCUUUUGGGGUUGUUGUUGUUGUCGUUGUUGUUGUAUUUGCUAAACAUGGCCAAAUUGAUGGUGUACGUGAAACGUUAACUCCUGCUCUAAGCUAAAUGCCCAUGAUUUUUGUUUUUAAGAAAGUUAAUUCUAGAAGUUCUAAUUGAAAAUGUGUGCUUAAUAACAAGGAUAUAGAAACAAUUGUGAAUAACGGUACAUACAAUGAGGUGUUGCUGUCAUAUGUAUUCAUCUGAUUGUGUUGAUCAUCACUUCGUGUUUUGCCUUUACAAUAGUUUGUCACCCAAUAGCCAAUGUAUAUUUCGUGCUGGGUGUCGUUAAACAUCUAUUCUUGUUUGUUCUAUUCAUUCGAUUGUAUGUGGGAAGAAGGGAACUGUAUUAACGUUCCCAUAUCCAAUUAAGGUUCAGGCACGCCCACCCC
This is a messenger RNA of Gigantopelta aegis, 1340 nucleotides long. Its product is annotated as protein draper-like. The record is from RefSeq and is a predicted model, not a curated record. The coding region runs from base 178 to 882 and encodes 234 amino acids. Gene Ontology annotation, molecular function: scavenger receptor activity. Lineage: Eukaryota; Metazoa; Mollusca; Gastropoda; Neomphalida; Peltospiridae. The transcript has 6 exons.